ACAUAUGCCAAGACAUCGAGACCGCCAAACAAACCCCGAGCUGGCUGCGUCCGAAAGUAAUCUUCGAAAAGCUGAAACACACAAGCACACACGACACUCCCCACCGCCUUCGUCCUGCCUUGUCACCGCACACAAGCCGCAGACCAUGGGCAACGCGAACUCGCAGCUGCUAGAAAACAUCGUGCAAGGGUCGAAUUUCGACCGCGAUGAGAUCGACCGCCUGCGCAAGCGCUUCAUGAAGCUGGACAAGGACGACUCCGGCACGGUCGACCGCGACGAGUUCCUCGCCCUGCCGCAGGUGUCGUCGAACCCGCUCGCGACCCGCAUGAUCGCCAUCUUCGACGAGGACGGCGGCGGCGACGUCGACUUCCAGGAGUUCGUCACCGGCCUGUCCGCCUUCUCCUCCAAGGGCUCCAAGGAGGAGAAGCUCCAGUUCGCCUUCAAGGUGUACGACAUCGACCGCGACGGCUACAUAAGCAACGGCGAGCUGUUCAUCGUGCUGAAGAUGAUGGUGGGCAGCAACCUGAAGGACGGCCAGCUGCAGCAGAUCGUCGACAAGACCAUCAUGGAGGCAGACCUGGAUCGGGACGGCAAGAUCAGCUUCGAGGAGUUCAAAAAGAUGGUGGAGAACACGGACGUGAGCAUGAGUAUGACCCUUGACCAGUUCUGAGCGUUCCCCUACGAGCAAAGACAAUGCGGGCAUCACAUUUGACGGAGCGCGAGGCGUUUCGAUGGAGAAAAAUGAGCUUGGGCUGGCGUUUGGAUAGUCAGCUUUCAGAAAGGGAGGGCUCGCGGCUGAUCCUGGUUUGAGAAAAGGCGAGCAUACGUUUUACUGCCACCUCUGUACACUACUGGACAUAUACCCACACAUUCAGCAUCAGCGGGAGAAUGAAUCCAGAGCAGCACAAACGAAGUCGACAGGGUGCACCGAACAGAAGAGAUAAAAACUUGAGUAUCACUCAAAAGGGGCUGGUCAUUGCUGGCUCUCCAUAUCUUCAAAAUACAUGACAUGCACAACCCAGCAGCCUGUGUGUAUAACGCUGCAAAAUCAAUAGAGCCAAGAAGAUGAUUUGACAUCCGACCACAUCUGUUACUAGUCCUGCCUCUUUGUGUCUCGCGAGAAGCAGAGCCCUCGCGUGUGAAAAC
Verruconis gallopava is the source of this 1146-nucleotide messenger RNA. Its product is annotated as calcineurin subunit B. The coding region runs from base 5 to 670 and encodes 221 amino acids. Gene Ontology annotation, molecular function: calcium ion binding; calcium-dependent protein serine/threonine phosphatase regulator activity. NCBI's taxonomy places the organism in Eukaryota, Fungi, Ascomycota, Dothideomycetes, Venturiales, Sympoventuriaceae. The transcript is spliced from 3 exons. The record is from RefSeq and is a predicted model, not a curated record.